Molecule: messenger RNA, 336 nt
Organism: Symbiodinium pilosum
Lineage: Eukaryota; Dinophyceae; Suessiales; Symbiodiniaceae
Source: the annotation of a GenBank genome assembly
AUGCCUUCCAAGCGCCGAAACAAUGGCCGCUCCAAGCACGGCCGUGGCCACACUGCGAUCGUGCGCUGUUCCAACUGCGCGCGCUGCGUGCCAAAGGACAAGGCAAUCAAGCGCUUUCAGGUCCGCAACAUGGUGGAUGCCUCCUCGCAGCGAGAUUUGCGCGAAGCCAGCGUGUAUUCGAGUUUCAUGCUGCCCAAGCUCUACAUGAAGAUGCUGUACUGCGUGUCGUGUGCCAUCCACGGCCGUGUGGUGCGAGUCCGCAACAAGGUGCUGCGCGCCAGCCCCGAAGGUCGCGUGUACAAGCCGCCGCAGAAGGGUGGCGGCAAGGGCAACUGA